This is a messenger RNA of Trichomonas vaginalis G3, 1233 nucleotides long. RefSeq lists its product as uncharacterized. The transcript has a single exon. The record is from RefSeq and is a predicted model, not a curated record. Lineage: Eukaryota; Parabasalia; Trichomonadida; Trichomonadidae. Bases 1 to 1233 code for a protein of 410 amino acids.
AUGGUGAAAGAAUUCUCUGAUUACUUUCCAGGACUUUCACAGCCCUUCUCCAUAUGCAAUAGUACGGUCAACGCAACUGCAGGAAAUGUUUACGUUGCUGCAUCUGAAUUUUCUCUCUUAAAUGCGGGUGAAACUUCAUCCGGUGGUGCAAUUAACAUUAUAAAUUCCGUACGAAUUGCUAUAACUCUUUCAAAGUUUACCGGAUGCAUGUCAGGAAGAGCUGGUGGCGCAAUUUUCGUUGAUCCUCUUGGCAAGGAUAAUGGCCUUUACAUUGAAAAAUGCAUUGGCUCGCUAUGUUAUACAUACUCAUCAGACCCUGAUGUCAGUUUUUACCAUCAAGGACAGUGGGCUAUGGCAAUUACAAAUUCUGAUAGCUGUAUCAACACAAUAACAUACUGCUCCAUCGAACAAUGCGCGCCUUAUAAUUACUUCACUAACCAACGUCCUAUUGCAGCAGUUAAUGGCCAUAUUGAUCUUAAUAACCUUAAUAUUUCAAAUUGUGUCUCUGCAUACUGUGGAGGCUUCUAUGUAGAUGGUGGGUUUGACAAAGUUUCCAAUGUAAUACUUGCAAACUGCAUUGUUGAAAAGUAUGCAUUAAUUGAAGUCAAAAACUGCACAGGCAAGUUCCACAAUGUUUUACUUCUUGGUAUCCAACAUAAUACAGAUGCAACAAUCAUUGAAUCAUAUCCAUUGCUUAUCAUUUUCCAAAGUAAUUUGAUUUUCGACUUUUUAAACGUUGUUAACUGCACUUCUAAGGAUCCAAGCUUACUAAGAGUUGAUACACAAGAUGGAGACUCUACAAUUCUCUUCAAUAACUCAUACGUCCAAGGCGAUUUAUCAAUUGAAGGUUUUACAUCCCAUUAUCCAUAUUCACUUCCAUUAGUAAUCGAUUUCAACUUGUUCAACGAAGAACAAAGACAAUCCGAAAAGCUUGACUACCUUCACUAUACAACACCUCCAACAACAAUUCCUUCUGCUUCUCCUUCAUCUACUCCUGAUGCUACACCAUCUUCUUCUGACGAACAGGAUGAUAAUAAGGCAAAGAAAAACAAGGUCAUGAUAGCAAUAAUUAGUGUAGCUGGAUUUAUCGUUUUGGCUGCAAUUAUUGUUGCUGUUGUCAUUGCUAUCAUAAGAUAUAGAGGUACACAUUAUAAUGUGAAGACUAGUGAUUACGCAGAUGGCACAGAAGGAAAAGCUGGUGAUGAGGGGUUCCUUACUCAAGAUAAUUUAUAA